This is a messenger RNA of Patiria miniata (bat star), 4864 nucleotides long. RefSeq names its product ATP-binding cassette sub-family C member 9-like. Gene Ontology annotation, cellular component: membrane. The transcript has 31 exons. Gene Ontology annotation, biological process: transmembrane transport; potassium ion transport. The record is from RefSeq and is a predicted model, not a curated record. Lineage: Eukaryota; Metazoa; Echinodermata; Asteroidea; Valvatida; Asterinidae. Gene Ontology annotation, molecular function: ABC-type transporter activity; ATP hydrolysis activity; sulfonylurea receptor activity. Bases 1 to 4713 code for a protein of 1570 amino acids.
AUGGCGGUGAACUGGGAGUGGCUCUGCGGGUUAAAUUACUCAUACAUCGAAGAUGACUUCCAUAGCAACACGUGUCUAGUGGAUGGUCUGGUGGCCAUCCCUCACGCCGCCUUCCUCCUCCUAUCAUCGCUCAUUCUUCUCGUCUUGGGAUGCUGCACUAGCUACCGCCGAGUCCACACCAACUAUCUCUUGGUCUAUCCGGGCCACAGCCUGAGAUGGCUGGUAUCCGUCCUCCUUCUUGUCCUGAUUAUUGCCUCCAUCGGUGAAGGUAUUAUGACGGAUGAGACCUACCAGGCCUGGAAGCAGCCCACCCAGCCUCAUCUCUACAUUCACAGCAUUGUGGCCUUCGUAGCUGUUGGUGUUUCUUUGAUUUACUACCAUCACAUGGAGCUGUGGCAGACACCGGCCAUGUCUGUACUGCUGAUGGUUUAUUGGAUCUUCUCACUUAUCUGCGAAGUCGUCCGCAUUCUCAACUUGCAACUUCAAAACGACAUCAACGUACACGUUCUUCUCUUCGACUUAACCAUCAUCAAACUGGCAAUAUACGCCCUGUUCAUCUUUCUAGAAAUGAACGUCAUCAGGACAAAGUUAUGCGGUUACCGGCACGACGACCAAGGACUUCCCAACGACCUCAAACAGCCCGACCUGAAGUGCAUGCACUACAACGUGAACAUCGCCUCUUCGCUGACCUUCUGGUGGGUGAACUGGCUCCUGGCGUUGGGCUACAAGAAGCACCUGGAGUUGAGUGACCUGGGCGUGGUACCAGACCGGCACAAGGCCAAAGCUAACCAUGAUAGGUUCCGUAAUGUGUUCAGGGAGGAAGCGGAAAAGGCACGUAAGGUGGGAAAGCAGGCAUCGCUUUUUAAGAUUUACUGGAAGGUAUACGGCGGACGGAUGCUCCUGGCAGGAGUACUGAAAUUGCUGGGAGAGUCUUUGAACUUCGUCGGGCCCCUUGUUUUGGGCUUGGUAACGGUCUACGUGCAGACCAUCGAAACCCCGGCCAACAAUGCAGAGGCGAUCGCUCCACACAAUGUGAAAGUCGAGGAGUUCUUCCAAAAUGGCUUUGUGCUCGUUAUGGUCAUGUUCUUUGCUGCAUUGGCAAGCUCAGUCUGCCUGCAAACACACUUCUACAUCAGCAUCAUAGAGGGGAUGAAUGUGGGUGCUGCUAUCCAGGCCAUGGUUUACGAGAAGUCGCUGCGCUUGUCCACCGUCGCCAUCUCCAGCGGCGAAAUGCACAUGGGUCAGAUCACCAACCACAUGUCAGUGGACCAAGACUCCAUCCAGUAUAUGUUUCAAAAUAUCAACAUGGCGAUUGCUGCUCCAAUUCAGAUCGUGGUCAAUCUGGUUUUGUUGUACCUCCAGAUGGGACCUUCAGCCCUGAUUGCCGCCAGCGUGUUCCUGGUAGCUACUCCGUGUCAGGUCAAAAUCGCUCAGUUUAUGGGCAAGCAGGAAAAGAAACGGCUGUCAUUCGCCGACAAUCGCCUUUCGAAGACCAACGAGUUACUGCAAGGGAUCAAGCUGCUGAAGCUGUACGCCUGGGAAGGACUGUACUGCAAGGCCAUCGAAGUCAUCAGGGGAAAUGAACUCCAUUACUUGUACAAGAUCGGCGCUGCCUACAUCUGCACACUUGUCUCGACUUUUUCCACACCGGUUUUUGUGACAAUUCUGGGUUUCGGGACGUACAGCGCCCUCACCGGUAAACCGCUCAACCCGGAUGUGACCUUUUCCGCCCUAGCCCUUUUCAACAUGCUCUUUCUGCCGCUGAUAUUCCUGCCGGUUUCCCUUCUGUUUGUCAUCAAUGGCGUCGUCAGCACCGGCCGGGUACAGAAAUUCCUUGCAGGGCCUGAGAUUGCGGAGGUGCCGAACGACAGCAGGGGUCAACGUAGCAUGGGUCAACGUGAGGGGGCGGCUAACAGCGCAAUCCACGACCAGAACCCAGACUUGUUUAGCAACAGCAGUAAUGUAGAGGAAUACAAGGACAGUGCCGACACGGAGAGAUCGUACUUGCUCAGCUCGGAUAAUCGUGGCAGUCGUAGGGGGGAAACUAGCAAGAGCCCACUACAUGACAUCAUCUUUCAUAAGCAUUCGCCCCAGAAAAUGAAACCCAGCGUUGCCAUAAAGAUCUCGAAUGGCAAUUUUCUCUGGGAUCCUGCAACAGACACGCCCGUGCUUUCCAAUAUUAACGUGGAAAUACCGGAAGGAAAACUUACGAUUGUGAUUGGUCAAGUUGGUAGCGGCAAAUCCUCUUUGCUGUCCGCUAUUUUGGGUGAAAUGACAACUGUUUCUGGAUCAGUUCAACUAAGAGAUAGGAACCAGAUAGCUCUGGCUGCCCAGAAGCCAUGGCUGGUUAACGGCACCCUGCUAGACAAUGUUCUGUUCUCACUUCAAUUGGAUACCAAAAGAUACCAUCGCGUGAUUGCCUCCUGCGCCCUGAAGCCUGACAUUGAUAUCUUACCUGCUGGCGAUCAGACAGAGAUUGGGGAGAAAGGAAUCAACCUGAGCGGUGGCCAGAAGCAACGGGUCAGCGUAGCCAGAGCCGUGUAUUCCGGCAGAGACAUCAUUAUUCUGGAUGACCCGCUGUCCGCGUUGGACGUCCACGUUGGCAGCCAACUAUUCAAGGAAGCCAUCAGCAAGUUCCUUCUCGGCCACCGACAGACCGUGGUCUUGGUCACGCACCAGCUGCAGUACCUCAACAGAGCCGAUCUGAUUAUCAAGAUAGAAGACGGUAGGAUAGUCGCCCAGGGCACACUGGACGACAUCAUCACGGCAUACCCGGACAUGUACUCGGAGUACAACCAGGCGGUCAAGCUGGCUACGGAGUCCGAGGCCGAGGCGGAAAUGUCCGGCUACGAGUCGGAAUCGAUGAAGCAGGACCGACUGCUGAUGGAACGGCAGGUCAAGACAGAAGGACACCGAUCCAAAGGUGAUGGAGACGCCGCUGGAACACUGAUGGAGAAGGAAGAGAUUGAACGAGGCACGGUGUCCUACAAGAUCUACAUGUAUUACGGCCAGAUUUUCGGCCCGUUGAUUGCCCUCAUCGCUGCUUGCCUAUCCGGGUUGUACGCGGGCCUCAACAUUGCUGCCAAUUUUAAGCUGUCGGAAUGGUCUGAGUCCGGUCUUGGCAAUAUAACCUACGUCAAUCAGCAAGUCGAGCAAUACCUUGGGAUAUUUGUGGCCUACGAGAUAGGGUACUUGGUAUGCCGGAUACUUACCGUUUCCUGUUUAGUCUGGGGAAUCAUGCGGGCCGCCAAAGGCUUACAUCACAGGUUGUUGCGGAAUAUUAUUAGAGUCCCUCUCAGAUUUUUCGAUACUGUCCCAAUCGGACGUGUCCUGAAUCGAUUCUCCAACGACACCGCACUGAUAGAUGUGAAAAUAUCCCAGACAAUCCUGGUCGUCAUUGCAACCUUUUUGAACGUGGUGUCCUCUGUGGUUGUCAACACGAUCGUCAUGCCGAUCUUCAUCGCAUUCUUUGUCCCCGUUGCCAUUGCAUUCAUUGUCCUGCAAAUGUACUUCUUGGCAUCCUCUAGGGAGUUACAGCGACUGAACAGUACCAGCAAGUCACCCGUCCUCGCCUUCUUCUCUGAAAGCCUCACAGGUCUGACAACGAUUCGGGCUUACAGGGCGGGUGGUCGUUUCUUCAAGGCUCUGAUUGAUCGCAUCAACGGGAACCUGUCGGCCUUCAUGUACCUGCAAAUUGUCAUUCGAUGGGUCUGUAUUCGACUGGAUUUCCUAGGUGCCACGACGGUUCUAAUUGCUGGAAUGGCUACCCUGGUUGGUGCGUUCACCAUGAACCUAUCUUCGAGUCUGGUUGGCUUAGCUUUGACAUACACAUUGCAGAUAGCACAAUUCUUGAACGGCUUGACAAGAAUGGCAGGGGAUUUGGAGAUGCAGAUGAACGGCACUGAACGCGUAAAGUAUUACACGGGCGUCAGUAAUGAACCUUAUGAUGGCGAGGAUCCACCACCGGAGUGGCCGCAAGAAGGCCGUAUCCAGCUGGACCACGUGUCGGUGCGCUACGCCAUCGAUACAGACACUGUGCUGAACGAUAUCACGCUGGAUUUCAAAGCUGGAGAAAAGGUUGGCAUAUGCGGACGGACGGGAGCUGGCAAGUCUUCGCUUACUCUUGCUUUGCUUCGAGUCAUCGAUAUCUGUCAAGGACACAUUUUGAUAGAUGGAGUUGACAUCAAGUCUGUUCCCCUGACUACUCUCCGGAGUAAAAUAAGCAUUAUCCCACAGGAUCCUGUCCUUUUCACCGGAACAAUAAGGAUGAAUUUGAACCCUGUCCCUUCAUCUGACAAAACUGACGAGGAACUUUGGCACGCCCUAGAAAUCUCCCAACUGAAAGAUGUAGUGACUUCGUUAGAGGGCGGGCUUGAUUUCUUGGUGACCGAGGGCGGUGAGAAUUUCAGCGUUGGUCAGCGGCAGCUGUUCUGUCUGGCUCGUGCCUUCCUGCGCAAGUCCCGUAUCCUCAUCAUGGACGAAGCCACCGCCUCUAUGGACCAGGAAACGGAUAACCUCCUUCAAAAGGUUGUAGAGGUAGCCUUUGCUGAGAGAACAGUACUAACAAUAGCGCAUCGCAUCUCGACCAUCCUGAACUCGGACAGCAUUCUGGUACUGGAUGAGGGCAAACUGGCCGAGUACGGGACACCUGAUGAGCUGAUGGCGAUGGAGGACGGGAUCUUUGCUUCGUUUGUCCGGGACAAGGACAAGUAGAUAGACCAUGUCGUGACAUCGUUCGCCUUUGCUUAAUAUGUUUGCUACUUCACAUAGAAGGCCAGCAUUCAGAUGAACAUGUGAGAUUAGUAUGCAAAUAAAUAUCAUGCACAAAAUGUGAUUUGAUUUAAAGCGGUCGUAUUUUUUAGGU